Molecule: messenger RNA, 923 nt
Organism: Mugil cephalus (flathead mullet)
Lineage: Eukaryota; Metazoa; Chordata; Actinopteri; Mugiliformes; Mugilidae
Gene: bncr
Product: bouncer
Exons: 2
Coding region: 374-760 (128 amino acids)
Source: RefSeq, a predicted model, not a curated record
AACGACAAGGCGAGUCCUCUUUAAGCUGCACACUGUAACUGCUUCUGUCUUUUCACCGUCACAGGCAGAAACUGUUUAAACUUGGAACAAUCAGUGGAGAUCAUUCUCAGCUGUGUCAAAACCUCCUCCAAGGUUUCUCCAGCUCAGUGUUAUGUUCUUUGAAUCACUUUUUCUUAGCUAGCAAAGUCAUCACAAUAGAUUAGUUUCUGCCACCGACUCUUGAAGAGCUUUGUCAAAAUCUGAGAAAACUAUGAGGUCUUGGCUUGGAGAUCCAAGGAAGGGAAAUCUGAAGAUGAGGACAUUUACUAGACAAGAAGAGCUUAGAUAACAUCAUGUCUUUUUGGAGCUUGACACAUACUCAUCUCAACAACUGAUGCUGAACAUGUUGCAGCUCUUGCUCGUCGCAUCUUUGUGGCUUUACUUUCUCGUCCCACCUCUGCUCUGUGGCAACUUGCGUUGCUACUACCAGCCCAUCCUGAAGAAUGGGGAGACGGCCGAGCUCAUCCUGACCCAGUGUCCUCCCAACCAGCUGUGCCACACGGCGGACGGUCACUACGGCAACCUCAGCGCUCUGUCAGCCAGAGGAUGCUCGGCGAAAAGGUUCUGCGGCCGCCAGCGGCGCUACAUCUUCAUGGGGACGGCCUACACGCUGAGCUACGCCUGCUGUGACCGGUCGUACUGUAACUCGGGCGUCGCGGCUAAACCUCUCUACGUCAUCGUGACGCUCAUGGCUGUAGCUGCGAUAUCUGGCGGCUCGUGACAGGAAAAGAGCCGGUGUGUCGUGAGCGUCGGACGUGGUUGAAGUCGAAGGGCGGAUGUUUGUGUAGGCGCACUGAACCAAGGCUUCAGCCUGGUGUAAGGCUGAAGGCCGGCUUUAGUGUGUGGUGUUUGCAACGAGGUGACCGCAGAGACAUUUUCAUUUU